AUGUACUACAUUUCACUAACGUUUCCUGUUGCCGAACAGAAUCAGGCUCAUAUCGAAAAGGUUGGGUUGGCCGCGGUGUUUUUUGGCCGUGAAAAAGCUGCACCAGUAUUUGCAUGGGAAUUUCUUCACAAUAUUCACCGACCACAAGCCAUUGUUGGGACUGUUCGCAGAAUACAAAACCCAUUCUCCAUUUUGCUGUUGCCAGGGUUCAAUGCUAGGCUCUCUUCAUACAACUAUAAGUUGAAGUACCGUGUUGGAUCUCUUAAUGGUAACGCGGACUGUCUUAGUCGUUUCCCACUAAGUGCACAAGAACAGGAUUUUUCUCCAUCCACAAAUCGGGUACACCUGAUAAACCUGGUUGACGUUCCUAUGACUGUGGCAACGUCUUUCUCUUAUAUUCAUAAUUACUUCUUUCUUGCUUUGUUUUUUGUUGUUGUGGCCAUUUUUCCUUUCUUCCCUUCUUUCUUUUUAAUAUUCUCUUCUUUUUUACCUGUUCUUUCUUUCUUUCUUUCUUUCUUUCUUUCUUUCUUUCUUUCUUUCUUCUCAGAAUUUCUCUUCUUUUUUCACUCUUUUAUACGUCUUUUUUUAACUUGCUCGUUUCUUUCUUUCUUUUCAAUAUUCUUUUUUGCCCAUGUUCUUUUCUCUAGUUCUUCAUUUCUUUCUUUCUUUUUCGAUUUUAUUCUCUUCGCUUCUGCACUCACAUUUUUACCCCCUUCCUUUAACUUGCUUCUUUCUUUCUUUCUUUGA
Acanthosepion pharaonis is the source of this 747-nucleotide messenger RNA. The record is from the annotation of a GenBank genome assembly. NCBI's taxonomy places the organism in Eukaryota, Metazoa, Mollusca, Cephalopoda, Sepiida, Sepiidae.